Molecule: messenger RNA, 663 nt
Organism: Oppiella nova
Lineage: Eukaryota; Metazoa; Arthropoda; Arachnida; Sarcoptiformes; Oppiidae
Source: the annotation of a GenBank genome assembly
AUGGAUGAGAGUAGUGGUGAACCCGAAGUACAUGUGGUGUCAGAGGAGACACAAGAAGUGCAGACUUUGGACACAGAAGUCGACGACAGAGACAAAGAUGAGACGAAAGGAUCGGAAGAGAUGUCGGAAGCAGAAGAGGGCGGAGAGAGUGGUGUCGGAGACCAACACAAAGACACUCCAGAAGUGACAGAAGAAGGCGAUGAGAAGGAAGGCAUUGAUAAUUGUGAACCAAAUGAAGGUGAUCAACCAUUUGUGUGCUUUUGGCCCAAUUGUGGCAAACGAUUCACUUAUAAAUCACAUCUCAAUCGACACAAGAGUGCCGUCCAUUUUUGGAGAUUCAUCUGUGAUAUCGAGGGUUGUGGUCAACGGUUUUCUCUGAAGGCUAAUCUCAAUCAACACAAAAGCAUACACUCGGGAAGAAAGCCUUUCAAAUGCAAUGAAAUGGAUUGCGGCAAAUGUUUCGCGCAAAAAGUCGGGUUAAAUCGACACAAUAUUGCCGUUCAUUUGAAUGAAAAGAGAUUUAAAUGCAAUUAUAAGGGAUGUGAGACACAGUUUUCAUUAAAACAUAAUCUAAUUGCUCACAAACGGGUCCACUCGGGAGAGAAGCCCUACGCUUGCGAUGCAUGCAUUGCGACAAACGAUUCUCACAGAAAUCAGCGCUAA